Populus euphratica (Euphrates poplar) is the source of this 1068-nucleotide messenger RNA. RefSeq names its product Acyl-CoA N-acyltransferases (NAT) superfamily protein. Gene Ontology annotation, molecular function: N-acetyltransferase activity. The record is from RefSeq and is a predicted model, not a curated record. Bases 143 to 949 code for a protein of 268 amino acids. The transcript has 4 exons. Lineage: Eukaryota; Viridiplantae; Streptophyta; Magnoliopsida; Malpighiales; Salicaceae.
AGGGACCAUGAGAAGGAACGAAAUAAAAGAUAAACGCUUGACCUACUGGAAUUGUCACCCAUCCAUCCAAAUUUCCCGAUUCUUAUACUCUGAGUACCUUGAUGGAUGUGUUUAUCGUGGUUUAGAGUGAGAGAAGUGGAGGAUGGCUGCUGCUGCUGCUCCAAUGACCAUAAAGAUGAAGGCUUGUUGUGGUUAUGGUGGCAUCAAGGCCAUGGAAAUAAGAUGGGCGACUAGAAAGGAAUACAGCAGCAAAGUAUCAACGAAGUUAAAACCAAGAAUACCCAUUUUCAUAUCCACAAACCCUUCUCACAUAAACCCUCAAGAACUGAGAGACCUCUACGGCAUCUGUAACCACUCCUGCCACAGGUUUCCAAAGAUGGACAAGAUGGGGAAACUAGUUGAGCCUGUUGACAUCAAGAGACUAAGCGUUGCUCUUUCUCACAGUGCUCUCCUUGUCUCUGUCUUUUGCAAUGAAGAAGAUGUUUUGGCUAGUGAUGAUGAUUGUGGAAAUGAGAGUGAACCCAGUAAGGGAGAGACUCCUCCCGUGCUAGGUUUGGGAGAUUUGUUGCACAGGGUGGUGCCUUUGCCUGUGGUUUCACCUUCCACUGGCAUGUUAGUGGGAUUUGGCCGUGCUGUUUCUGAUCAUGGAUUGACUGCUUCCAUCUUUGAUGUCAUGGUUAUUCCUUCAUUACGAGGGAUGGGAAUUGGGACGAUGAUAGUUAAAAGGAUCAUUAGAAUACUCACAAGUAGAGAUAUUUAUGACAUUGCAGCCCUUUGCUCGGCCAAUGAGAGGCUGUUCUUCAAAGCCUGUGGAUUUGGAGAUGACAUAAUGGGAUCAACUACAAUGAUGUAUACAAGGACUCUUUCAACUCACAUUGAAGGUGAUCAGAUGUUUAAAUAUGCUGGUCGAAAACUUUUGCUGGUUCCGCCGCUACGUCAGUCUUCCUAGUCCUUGAAGAAGGCCAAAUACUCGAGCAUCAAACAGUCAGGCGGACCAAGUGUCAAGAGGGUUUGGGCCCGAGUGAUUUCAUUGAAAGAACGGCGAUGUGCCGAUAUCGUUCACUCGAU